AAAGAAAUGCCCCACGCUAUGCAACAGAGGCCACGGUGAACCCGGCUAUGAAACGGUAGAGUGGCACCCCCCACCUUUCUUGGUCCCAACGGCUCCGCAACCGACCACGUUGGCUGGCACCUUCGCUUACUGUCGUUCUCAUACACUUCUUCCUCAAUCCUCUAUAUCUUCUCCACCACCUCAGUCUCCUCUAUCAUUCACAACAACCUUCUUUCUGUACAGACCUCUACUACUCCAUUUCAUAAUGUUCUCAACUAGUGAUCAUCACAUGCUUCACUGCCCACCACGGCCGUUGCCUUCACUGGACAAGGGGUGGAAAUCCAACACUGAACUUGCACCCAGCUGUCCUCGCUGCUCCUCUCCCAAUACCAAGUUUUGUUACUACAACAAUUACAGCUUGUCCCAGCCCAGGUACUUCUGUAAGGGCUGCAGAAGGUACUGGACCAAAGGUGGGUCUCUGAGGAACGUUCCGGUGGGUGGCGGGUGCCGCAAGAAUCGUCGAGGGAAGGCCGUGAGGGUGCCGCAGUUGGAGCGGGGUUCCGGGAAUUAUGGCUCUGAUGCUCCGCCUAGUGGGGACUCGGUGGUGGUGGUGCCCCCUGGUCGGACGGGUGGGGCGGAGAUCGACUUGGCUGUGGUUUUUGCCAAGUUUUUGAAUCACAACUCUGAGUUUGAGCCUGAGGUUGCUGGUUCGGCACUGUCUGAUCAAACUGAUGCAGCUGGGAACGUGUUAGGGGCGUUAAACUCGGACGCCCAGCAAGAAGACAUGGCAAUGGAGUGCGGGACGUCGUUGGAUCUAAUGGGAGAAGUCCAGUUUCUUGAAGGCCACACACAGUUGUUUGAUGGAGGAGAGAAGCAAAUACAAGAAGAGAGAAUUCAAGAGUUCACUAGUCAUGAUGAUGCCAGUGCAUAUGGGGUGCCGACUCUACUGAGCGAUGAAGCAGCACAAGAGGUUUUAUGGUCAGAUGCUCAGACUCUGCAAAACUUUACAUGGCAGCCAGUGAUGCAGUUGCAAGAAUUCGAAUCAGUUCCAUCCUAUGAUCAUUCCAAAAUGUCUGCAAAUUUAAUAGGCGAAUUUUGGAGUUCUUUUUGAUCUUUCAGGUUACUAGAUUUUCUCAAGGCCUUGAAACCAAUUCACUGAUUUUUUUCUCUCCUUAUAUAUUUAUGUCUUCUUCAUCUUU
Messenger RNA from Vitis riparia (riverbank grape), 1178 nucleotides. RefSeq names its product dof zinc finger protein DOF3.5. The record is from RefSeq and is a predicted model, not a curated record. Gene Ontology annotation, biological process: regulation of DNA-templated transcription. Gene Ontology annotation, molecular function: DNA binding; DNA-binding transcription factor activity. Bases 245 to 1090 code for a protein of 281 amino acids. The transcript has a single exon. NCBI's taxonomy places the organism in Eukaryota, Viridiplantae, Streptophyta, Magnoliopsida, Vitales, Vitaceae.